This is a messenger RNA of Gracilinanus agilis (Agile Gracile Mouse Opossum), 5500 nucleotides long. It is a transcript of the gene GLIS2, whose product is annotated as GLIS family zinc finger 2. Gene Ontology annotation, biological process: regulation of transcription by RNA polymerase II; smoothened signaling pathway. The transcript is spliced from 6 exons. The record is from RefSeq and is a predicted model, not a curated record. NCBI's taxonomy places the organism in Eukaryota, Metazoa, Chordata, Mammalia, Didelphimorphia, Didelphidae. Gene Ontology annotation, cellular component: nucleus. Gene Ontology annotation, molecular function: DNA-binding transcription factor activity, RNA polymerase II-specific; RNA polymerase II cis-regulatory region sequence-specific DNA binding. The coding region runs from base 18 to 1580 and encodes 520 amino acids.
AGCCCCUGUUUGGCACCAUGCACUCUUUGGACGAGCCGCUGGACCUGAAGCUGAGCAUCACCAAGCUUCGAGCAGCGCGAGAAAAACAGGAGUGGGCUUUGGGUGCUGUCCGUCAUCGGACCCUGCACCGGGAGCUAGGCUUGGUAGAUGAUGGCCCUGCACCUGCGUCCCCUGGAUCCCCUCCUUCAGGAUUCUUGCUGAACCCCAAGUAUCCUGAGAAGGGGGAUGGCCGCUUUUCAGCAGCACCACUAGUGGACCUAAGCCUGUCACCCCCGUCAGGACUGGACUCCCCCAGCGGCAGCACUUCCCUGUCUCCUGAACGCCAGGGCAAUGGAGACCUGCCACCAACUCCUGCUGCCCACGAUUUCCAGUCUCUUCGUUACAUUGAUGGUGUUCCCAGUUCCUUCCAGUUCUUCUUGCCACUGAGCUCAGGGGGUGCGCUGCAUCUGCCCUCCUCUUCCUUUCUUACCCCACCGAAGGAGAAGUGCCUCUCUCCAGAUGUGCCCCUACAAAAGCAACUUGUCUGUCGAUGGGCCAAGUGUAACCAGCUCUUUGACCUGCUGCAAGACCUAGUAGACCAUGUCAAUGAUUUCCACGUCAAACCUGAGAAGGAAGCUGGCUACUGCUGCCACUGGGAGGGCUGUGCCCGACAUGGCCGGGGCUUCAAUGCUAGGUACAAAAUGCUGAUUCACAUCCGGACUCACACUAAUGAGAAGCCACAUCGAUGUCCCACCUGCAACAAGAGCUUUUCUCGCCUAGAGAACCUUAAGAUUCACAACCGAUCUCAUACAGGGGAGAAACCAUAUAUCUGCCCUUAUGAGGGUUGCAACAAGCGUUACUCCAAUUCAAGUGACCGCUUCAAGCACACACGCACCCACUACGUGGACAAGCCCUACUACUGCAAGAUGCCCGGCUGCCACAAGCGCUACACAGACCCCAGCUCCCUUCGAAAACACAUUAAGGCUCACGGCCACUUCGUCUCCCAUGAGCAGCAAGAGCUGCUCAAGCUUCGCCCACCUCCUAAGCCCCAGCUGCCCACCCCAGACAGCCCCUAUGUCAGUGGGGCACAGAUCAUCAUCCCCAACCCUGCUGCGCUCUUUGGGGGCCCAGGCCUACCUGGGCUACCUGCCUCCUUGCCCCUGCCCUUGGCACCUGCCCCUCUUGAUCUCAGUACCCUGGCCUGUGGUGGAGGCAGUGGAGUAGGACCUGGUCUUCCAGCCCCUGUACUCCCCCUCAACUUGGCCAAAAACCCACUCCUGCCCUCGCCCUUUGGGGCUGGCGGGCUGAGCCUGCCUGUUGUCUCUCUCCUUGCUGGCUCUGCAGGGGGCAAAGCUGAGGGUGAAAAGGGGCGAGGGGUGGUAGGUGCCAAGGCUCUGGGCACUGAAGGUCGCAAGAUUCCUGGGGAGAGGACUGAGGGUGGCCGUGCUCGGUCUGGUCCAGAUGGACUUUCCCUGCUGCCAGGCACUGUGCUGGACCUAUCCACUGGGGUGAACUCAGCAGCUAGUCCCGAGGCACUGCCUCCUGGCUGGGUGGUCAUCCCACCAGGCUCUGUGCUACUCAAGCCAGCUGUGGUGAACUGAUGCCUCAAGGCCAUCCUCAGCCAGGGAGAGGGAAAAGGACUGGACAGAGACUCCCCUCCUCAUCUAAUCAUGACGAACGGAAAUUCUUCUGAGAAAUAGCAAUAAUGUCCUCCCUCAGGGCUUGGCCAUCCUCUGGUCCAGUCCCAGUGAGGUGGGCAGGAGGUAACCAGAACAUAUGGGGAAGAGGUAGGCCUUGGCCUGGGGCUGGCUUCAUGCUUGUGUGUAGAGAUAAAACCCAUGUGGUCAAAAACAGGUCACUCUAGGGUCUCUUAGCUCCAGGACUUCUGGAACAAUGGCAUGGAAGGAGAAAGAUGAAUCCCAUCAGAUAAGCAAAUUAAUUUUUGGCCCAUAGUGUGAGCACCUUGGAUCCCAUUGACCUCUCUCCCAAUCCAGCUCCUCUGCCCUCAACAAAGGGUCUGAUCCCAACUCUCUUUAGGGAGGGAAUACCAAUAUCCAGUCCCUUUUCCCAUGCCGAACCAAAUUUGCUAUGCUCUUCCCUCCUUGGUUUCCCUUUUGGAAUGCUGCUCCACAAUCUGGCUUUUGUCAUUCAGGUCUUCCCUCCCACAUUUAUCUGGUGCCAACUGACCAUUGUCACAAGGUUCUACCAUCACUUUCUCCUUCCAGCCAGAUAUGAUGCCUUCAUAUCCUGAAUAUGAGGGAGCUGGGUCAAAAGAAUAGCAUACCACCCUUAGCAGUGGAAGCCUCAUUCCUGAAGUUUUAACCCCAUGGCUGCCAAGAACUACAUGGGCCAGCAGAAUAGCAAUGGUCUCCAGCAAACCUUUCCUUCCUCCUCUUCAAAGCUGGCCUCAGCCUAGCUUUGGGAACUCUACAGACUCCUCUCCUUCUGACCUGCUUUUCAGAGGGAGAGCAAGACAGACGCAGACCUUGGCAGUGCCAUGAAGAGAACAGCUCCUUUCUCUUGUUCCCUUUCCCCUCCCUGCUGACUGACAAGGUAUCUCCCACCCUAUUCCUAGAGUGGGAGGGCUGCUCCCUCCCCUCCCCCCUUAGCUGUUAUUUUGUGCUGAGGAAGAGGACCAAGACAGGCAUGUCUCCUCCUGCCCCUCUCAUAAAACAUUGUACCCAACUCAAAUACCAAGGCAGAUCCUUUUUUUCCUGGCUGGACAGAAAAUGCAACUGUAGGGUAAGGAGAGCAGCUCUCAGGGCCAGGGCAUUCACAUAGCAGGAAGAUGGUAAAUGUGGAGAUAACCUUGGAAAUUCUUGACUUUUCCUCUCGCGAACCCCUUUUCUUUUGAGGUUAGGAGCUCAACUAUGGUUCCUCAGGGUUACCACAGUGACGUGCUCACAGAAAACAAGAGGAAUAUAGAAAUCUGAUCUGAGAUGGUUUUCAGACUAGCCAUGGUGCCCAGUUGCCAAGAUAUAUAGUUCCUUGCUGCCACCGUUUUGUGCAAUACCUCCACUUGGGGAAAAGGAUGGGCCGAGAACAUUAAGGUUGCCAUGCUACCUAUAUAGCAUUUUAUCCCUUUCCUUUGGGUAUUUAUUUCCAUCAAGCCCCACUAAGCUCACAGGCUUAGUAUAGGGAUGUCAAGGAGAGAAUUCAGUUCUAAUCUAGUUCAGUGUUUGAUGAGGUUAGCGAAGAUGACAUGGGCAUUGUCUGAACAAUAGCCAGGAAUUCUGGCCAAUUCUCACAUUACAGAAUUAGACUGGAAGAUAAAACCAGAGAGGAGGUGAGGCUACAGUAGCUGGGUAGGAUGUUCAAGGGAGGCAAGCCAUAAGUGGGGUAGUGUGUAUGCUGCACUGCAGGCCCACCAAGUAAGGAGAUGCCACCUGAAGGGUCCAUGCCUUUCAGCCAUUGAGAUAUUUUGGAGUGAAAUGGGGCCAGCUGGCUAGAACAGAUUUUAGUAGGUAACUGGUUGAGUCACCUGGCUGAAACUUUGAAUUCUAGGGUUUGUGGUCUCAAAUCAGCUUGCAUGGGAAAAGGUUAACCAUUUGUGAUCGCAGAGUAUUCAGCUGGAAGACAGCAGAAUAUGAAUUUUGGGCUGUGCCUUAGGAAACCUGCAUUCUGGUCCCGUUGUUUUCACUAACUGGGGUUAGCCCAAGCAAUUUUCUCUUUCUUCCCUCUCCCCAUCUGCUCCUAACUCCCUUGACCUUAUAAAACUUGGAAGAUCUAUAGCCAGAGAAAAAGGUUCAUUGCAUGUGAUGUCAUUUUCUCCCUCAACAGAGAUUGGGGAGCCUUUUGGUUAGCUACCUUGGUUGCUACCCUCCUCUUUGAUGAUGGCUGGAAUUGCCUGACCUUUGCCAUAAGUACUGUAAGCUCAUCUAGACUCGACAGAGCCAGAGAAGGCCUGGCCUGUACUGCAGGCAUAAAUAAGCUAAAGAAACCCUUAGAUGAAGGGGCACCUCAGCAGGCUGGUGAGGUCCUGGGUGAGGGUCCACUCCUCUAGCUACCUUCCUUUGUUAUUCUCUGCCCUCCCUCCAUAUCCCAGCUAUGAGACAAUAGGAUGGCUCUCCCAAGAGAGCACAGUAUUGGCUUGCUCCCUCCCCAAGGGGGACACUUUUACCUCUUGCCUCUCAUGAGGUAGCCUGGUGUCAUAGAAAGAGCACUGGACUGGGAGUCAGGAGAUCCAUAUACAAGUCCCUGCUCUGCCACUGACUUACUAAGUUUCAUCACAUAAAUUCGCUGUGACUUUAGGCAAGUCACGUUUUUGUCUGGGCCUCAGUUUCCCCAUCUAUAAGACAAAGGGGUUAGACUAAACAAUUAUUCAAAUCCCUUCCAGUUCUGACAUUCUUAGAUUCUACUUGCCUCUUCUCAUUUGGGUGGCUCAGUGCUACCAUUUCUCCCUGACUGCCCUUCUGUUUCAGAGGGGUCACUCUGUCCUGGCCCUCACCUCUGCUGGGCUUUCCUCUGAAUAAAGAGGGGACACAAAUAUGGGAGGGGGGAGCUGGUAUCCCCCCUUCUGUCCUCUGCUAAGAACCAGACACUCCACACCUACCCCAACUACCAAAGGGCCCCAGGCCUUAAAGAACUGGCUGGCUCAGUGUUUGGGCCCAGUUACCCCUAGACUUGGGGUCUGCCCUUCCUGACUAGUAGGAGUGACCAUCAGGGAUUGGGGGGUGGUGGUUUGAGAUUCAAGCCCAUGGAGAAUAGCAACAUGGCACUCAAAGAGUUAACAUUAGCUCAGCAUGUGAUUUGGUGAUAGACUAGGCUUUAAAGGGCCGGUGUACUUUUUUUGUUGUCAUUGUUGGUUUGUUGUUGCACAUUCCAAGAUAUCAGUAUUUUAACAGUUUCUAAGUGCCUUUCUAUUGUAGCUUACGUUUUUUCCUCCUCUUGGCUCCAUUGCUGUUAGCAUAGAGUUUUAAAAAAAAAGAGAGAUAAGCUAAUGACUAUAACAAUAUAUUCCUCCAUGUGAGAGGAAGUUUAUAAAGAAACAAUAAAAGUGAGUUGCAAAGAUGGCCUGCAAGUAACGAGUGUACUUGGAAAUGGGGUUCAAGAUCAGACCAAAUGAAACACAUCCUUCCCUGUUUUAGGCCCACAACCAGCAGCCUCAGAAACAUAGGCAAGCACCUCCAAAUUUCACCAGGAUUCACCUCGUCCGCAGGAUUCAGUCUAGCUGGGUCCCUGAACUCCCCUCCUCACCUCACAUAAUCACACAGUGCUUUGGAAAUCAUGAAUUUAUCCUUUCUAAGGGGUAUGCUGUGGGGAGGCAGCCAACAUAAGGGAACAGGUCCAGGGAUAGGUCAUUUCUACAAUGCCAGAGAGAGCAAAAGAGAAGGACCUAUAUCUGCCAUAAGACCUGGAUUACAAUUGCCCCUUUCCCUCCUGUUUCUUAUCUUGAAUGACUUUGGCUGCUUUACUUCCCUAACUCUGACUCCUCAUCUCAAAAGGGGUCAAGAGCAACUUCCUUACAUACUUUUUUGGUGCUCUUGUGGCAUCAAAUUAGAGUUGUAAAGGAAAGAACACC